Bradysia coprophila is the source of this 1483-nucleotide messenger RNA. RefSeq lists its product as uncharacterized. NCBI's taxonomy places the organism in Eukaryota, Metazoa, Arthropoda, Insecta, Diptera, Sciaridae. The record is from RefSeq and is a predicted model, not a curated record.
GAUGCCACUAUGACGUUGUUGCGAAACAUUGGCACGGUCGUUAUUGUUGUUCUGGCGAAUGUGAAAUUUUCCCAUCCAGCCGGGAUGACGGAUGACAAUUCUGUGAUUGAUCUGAAUGAUAUUCUCAGUGAAAAGUUAAUGCCGGCCUCGUUGUUUUUCAUGGAAACAAAUCUGCCAGAACAAAAGUUUCAAAGUGAAUUUCGUACAUUGGAUAAUGACACCGGGACCUUCGAAAGUAGUUACGAUGGGACGUUCAAUAAUGCCUAUUCAACGAUGGGAUUUCAUAGAAAAAUGAUGAAAGAAUAUCUAUGCAGUAAUUUCCUAGCCGAACAGAUUUUGAGUGAAGUGGCUCCAACACACUUUCAGUCCAGACUCGGAUUUGCAGCAACAACAACAAGUAAUUCUACCGAAUCAGAUCGCAAAGUUUCCCGGUCCAUCAAAACAAGUGACAUCCAAGAUUCUAUGCGUUACGAUCAAGGUUCCACCGGAUACAAAGACUGGUUGACAAAAACUGCUACAAUGGAUGAUAUUUACCGUCACAUAAUGAUGGCACCGACACCAUCGAAUAAUUCACUAAUUUCAUCGACUUUGCUCACAAAUAAACUUGCACGACGUCAAGAUAAAAAUGAUGAGAACGAGUAUGAAGAAGGUGAUGUGACUGGGUAUGCUAUGCAACAUCCUGGUGUUAUGUUGCAGAAUUCAAAUGAUGGCAUGCCAUCCCAUAUGAAUCCAAUGCUGGACAAUCUGCACAAUCAUCAUACCCAUUCAGUUAAUCAUGUCGCCGGAAAUAAAAUAGGAUACGAACAUUACGGAGACGCAGGUUACGAUAAGGGCUCAAAAGAAAUGGGCCUAAAGGAUUUAUUUGACAUUGCAUUGACCACAUUAGCCUUUUUAUCGUUCGGAAUGUUCAUACUGCAAGUAUUAAUGUGCAUCACAAUGACAAAGCCAGACACUGGAAUGAUGAUGAUGCCAAUGACGGAUAUGGGGGGAGGUGGUGGAGAAGAGCCUGCAGAACUGUUGAUUGAUGCUAGUACUGAAGAGGUCCGAAGAAAACGUCGCUCUGCGGAACCUAUUGCAAUGCUUUACAUGAACGAACUGUCGCGAAAAAUUCUGCUUUCAAUAGACGCCGUUCAAAUAGCAGAUCAAGAUAACGGAAAAUGCUUAUGGAAUGCAAUUUGUGAAAAUAACAAAUAUUCCAGAGAGCUGAAGGACAAUCAAAGACUUUGGAUUCCAGUCUGGGGCUUGGGAUUGAGCUGGUUAUCUUCCAAAGUGACACCGAAAAAAUCCUACACAUCAAUUCUGGAAAGUUUAAAGGCAGCUGCUUUUGGAUUAGGGAAUGCAGACUGCUUGAAACUAUUUCCAUGUGAUGUUCAUUUGCAGCGUAAAUUAAAAAUAAAACGACGACAAACGAGAGAAGCGAGUAAUCACAUUUUUGAAUGGAAUGUUUAGCCCACUUCAUUGGAUAGGAAUGUGGUAAUAAAAA